AUGAAAUAUCUGAAAAUGUUUCCUAUCGUACAUACCAUACCUCUGAACGCUCUUGAUCAACCUCCAGAAAUACCACCGUCUUGGACUUGGACCCAGUCUUACCCAAACACGAUCAGCAUAAGGGAAAAGCAGCUAAUGGAAACACUCCAAUUUGUUUUGACUGGCUUUGUCGAUCGAUCAACAAGUUUACAUCAACGUGAAAGUAGACAUGAGCGCACAUAUUUUGUGAAAUACGUGGUUCCAAUAUUGCAGACAUUUGGCCAACAGAAUGAUUGCCUGAAUUUUCAGUGGUGUGAGGUCCAGCUGACGUUUUUGAUGAGAUAA
Molecule: messenger RNA, 324 nt
Organism: Rhizopus microsporus ATCC 52813
Lineage: Eukaryota; Fungi; Mucoromycota; Mucoromycetes; Mucorales; Rhizopodaceae
Exons: 1
Coding region: 1-324 (107 amino acids)
Source: RefSeq, a predicted model, not a curated record